AUGUACGCAAGCUGGAUGGAUGAAAUCAUGCAGUUUGUGGUGAACAAAGUAUUCUGGUGGUAUUGGGGUACGGAGGCGGACACGGAGGAGCAGGAGGAAGAUGCGGUGUAUGAAAAUGCAGAGGAGAAUGAGGAGAGUGAAGAAGAUGGCGAGGAAUUCUAUGAUCCUGAGGUUCAAUAUGCGAACGUUAUGUGGACCCCUCAGGAGGUUGGUUCAGUGGUUGUAAUACCAGACAAUUUUGAGGUAUUCACCGAGCAGGCCAACGGGGCUUUAAUCGAGGAUGACCCUGAGCUUUGUACAGCACAGGAAUUUUGCGUCUUCCAGGAAGACGAGGACGCAACAGUCAUCGUUAACGAAGAGAUAAUGGAGGAAACCCCACAGCAGGUGGGGGUGAUUGUGGUCGAAGACAAUCCUCAUCUGCACUAUCCCACGGAAUGUCGGACAGCUGUGGAGACCUCCACCGUCAUCUCGACAACAGUAAGCCAUAAAGAACAACACAAAAUGGCGUUGGUCAGUGGUACGUGA
This is a messenger RNA of Dibothriocephalus latus, 525 nucleotides long. NCBI's taxonomy places the organism in Eukaryota, Metazoa, Platyhelminthes, Cestoda, Diphyllobothriidea, Diphyllobothriidae. The record is from the annotation of a GenBank genome assembly.